AUGGCUUCACAGAUAUUGCCUUUGGAAUUGAUUGAUAAGUGCAUUGGGAGUAGAAUCUGGGUUAUCAUGAAGAAUGAGAGGGAAUUCGUUGGUACUUUACAAGGAUUCGAUGACUUCGUUAACAUGGUCAUGGAGGAUGUAACUGAGUAG
Molecule: messenger RNA, 150 nt
Organism: Wallemia ichthyophaga EXF-994
Lineage: Eukaryota; Fungi; Basidiomycota; Wallemiomycetes; Wallemiales; Wallemiaceae
Product: U6 snRNA-associated Sm-like protein LSm5
Exons: 2
Coding region: 1-150 (49 amino acids)
Biological process (GO): mRNA splicing, via spliceosome
Cellular component (GO): Lsm1-7-Pat1 complex; U4/U6 x U5 tri-snRNP complex; U6 snRNP
Molecular function (GO): RNA binding
Source: RefSeq, a predicted model, not a curated record